Molecule: messenger RNA, 5164 nt
Organism: Lepisosteus oculatus (spotted gar)
Lineage: Eukaryota; Metazoa; Chordata; Actinopteri; Semionotiformes; Lepisosteidae
Gene: slc9d1
Product: transmembrane and coiled-coil domains 3
Biological process (GO): proton transmembrane transport; potassium ion transmembrane transport
Cellular component (GO): membrane
Molecular function (GO): potassium:proton antiporter activity
Source: RefSeq, a predicted model, not a curated record
UAUAGGCUGGGUCCUGCCGGCCGUAGGUGAAAGUUGUGUGCUGUCAUGUCAAACAGCUGAGCUCUGUAGCGCUGGCUGACGAUGGCGCAGCAUAUCCUGCUGGCACGCAUGUUUCUGCUGGAGGCUAAAGCGAACAGGUGUUAUAUACUGUAGCUGCAGUCGUGGGCUUGACUCUCCUUUCUCAAGGUGUUGUUGUCGGGUGCGUCAGCUGUUUGCUUUCACAGGAGACACUCCUUUCCUUUGGGAGCUCUGGCCAGGUGAUCUUUAGUCUGCAAACUGCAGGCUGCUGCGCUCGUAGGUCUGUGCCUGGAUGCCGUCGUGCCCGCGGACCUUGAUUUCCAUACAAGAAUCGUUUAGAGCUACGGAUCACGCUUGACUCUGCUUCCUCCGCAGCCAGUGAGAGGACGCGUUCGAAACGGUUUCGGUCGUCGUCGUCGUCCCGCCCGGCAGGAUAAAGGAGGGACGAUGUAGUUGUGUGUCCAGUCAGCACCCGCCCAGAGCCUCACGGCUUCCGGGACUGUGAGCCCGGGGGCCAGCCGGGGAGGAAGACGAUGAAGGGCCUGUGUGUGGUCUUGCUCUGGCUCCACCUGGCCGGGGGGCUGCCCGGGGCCAGCCGGGAGCACGGCGAGGUGGCCAAGCAGGCCAUCAAGCUGCACCGCGGCCGGGGGGCACCCGUGACGCAGGGCCGCCGGUGGGUGCUGGAGAACUGCCGGCGGCUCUCGGGGCUGAUGAGGCAGAAGAGCACCGUCAUGGAGAAGCUGGGGGCGGCCAUCGCGGCCGUGGAGCGGGACCGGGGGCUGUCUGGCGCCGAGAAGCUCUUCCAGGUGCACACCUUCGAGAUCUUCCAGAAGGAGCUGAACGAGAGCGAGAACUCCAUCUUCCAGGCCGUGCACGGCUUCCAGCGGGCGCUGCAGGGAGACUACAAGGACGUGGUCAACAUGAAGGAGAGCAGCCGGCAGAGGCUGGAGGCCCUGAGAGAGGCAGCCAUCAAGGAGGAGCAGGAGUACGUGGAGCUCCUAGCAGCAGAGAAGCACCAGGCAGAGGCCCUGAAGAUUAUCCAGCACCAGAACAAGAGCAUGUCCAUGCUGGACGAGAUCCUGGAAGAUGUGCGGAAGGCGGCGGACCGGCUGGAGGAGGAGAUCGAGGACCAUGCCUUUGACUACAACAAACUGAUGAAAGGGGUGAACGUGGAGGCCGUGCUCCGCGUGGAGGAGGACGAGGAGGACAGCCAGAGGAACGCGUCCAAGCGGGAGGUGGAGGACGACCUGGGGCUGAGCAUGCUCAUCGACUCCCAGAACAACCAGUACAUCCUCACCAAGCCCCGCGACUCCACCAUGCCCCGCGCGGACCACCACUUCAUCAAGGAUAUCGUGACCGUAGUGAUGCUGUCUCUGCCCUGCGGCUGGCUCUGUACGUCCAUCGGCCUUCCCACAAUGUUUGGCUACAUAAUGUGUGGAGUUCUUUUAGGCCCUUCGGGGCUUAAUAGUAUCAAGUCCGUAGUCCAGGUGGAGACACUGGGGGAAUUUGGAGUGUUCUUCACCCUGUUUGUGGUAGGCCUGGAGUUCUCCCCUGAGAGACUACGCAAGGUUUGGAAGAUCUCUUUGCAAGGGCCUUGCUACAUGACGUCGCUGAUGGUGGCGGUUGGCCUGCUGUGGGGUCACGUUCUGAAGAUCAGACCCACGCAGACGGUCUUCAUUUCCACCUGCCUCUCCCUGUCCAGCACACCGCUGGUCUCGCGCUUUGUUGCGGGGAGUGCCAGGGGUGACAAAGAAGGGGAGAUCGAGUACAGCAGCGUGCUGCUGGGCAUGCUGGUGAUGCAGGACGUUCAGCUCAGUCUGUUCAUCGCUGUCAUGCCCUCUCUCAUCCAGGCUGGGGUAGAAAACGUCGACAGUAUUUUCAUGGAAACCCUGCAAAUACUGCUGCUCGUCGGUCAAGUCCUCUUCUCCCUGGCGGCCGUCCUGCUGGUCUGCGUGCUGACCAAGACCUAUGUCAUCGGGCCCUUUUACAGAAAGCUGCACGCAGAGUGCAAGGGGAACAAGGAGAUCCUCGUUCUGGGAGUGUCUGCCUUCAUUUUCCUGAUGCUGUCGGUGACGGAUUUCCUGGAUGUGUCCAUGGAACUGGGCUGCUUCUUAGCCGGAGCGCUCUUCUCAUCGCAGGGUCACCUCCUGACCACGGAGGUCAUGUCCUGUAUCGAGCCCAUCCGCGAUUUCCUCGCCAUCAUUUUCUUUGCGUCCAUCGGUCUGCAUGUGUUCCCCACGUUCGUGCUCUAUGAGCUCACAAUCCUGCUGAUUCUCACCUUCUCCCUGGUGGUAAUGAAGUUCAUCAUCGCUGUGCUGGUGCUCUCCAUGAUCCUGCCCCAGGGUAGCCAGCAUAUCAAAUGGAUUGUGUCCGCGGGACUGGCCCAAGUCAGUGAGUUCUCCUUUGUGCUGGGGAGCCGAGCGCGGAGGACUGGUAUCAUCUCCAGAGAGGUGUACCUCCUCAUUCUGAGUGUGACCACCCUGAGCCUGCUGCUGGCGCCCGUGCUGUGGAAAGCCGCUACGCUGAAGUGUGUCCCCAGAGCGGAGCGCUGGACGAGCACCUAACUGUCACGCCUCUCCUCCCCGCCGCUUCGGAUCUGGGGCCGGUGCCGGGUCUGGCUAGAAUUCCGUUUCCCAAUCAUCGUUUUCAUUGGGUUGGGCCGGUCGCCGUGACAACACGACGCUGUAUUUCAUCAGACACUUAACGUCCUGAAUGUAUAAGCGGGAGACCCUGCAGUUUUGACUGCCUUGGCCAAAGGAGCGGUCACUUGAGUGUGAAAAACAGCGUGACGAGAGCGUUUUGAUCAGUAAUUUUUUGUACAAUGUCCAAGGCGAAACAUUUGUGGUUCCUGGGAGUGAUCAUCCUGGGUAAAGCAUGACUUUUUAACAAAAAGUCUUGUCAGUUCAAAACUGAUUUAAUAUAAACACCGUGUCCUGAACAGUCGGGAAUAUGUGUACAUAUAAUUUGCUCUUAUUUGGUCUGUCUUUAAAUUAUUUUGACCUACAAGUGUUUGAUGUUCCCUGCUUCACCUAGAAAAGUCUGUAAUUUUGAAAAGAAAAGAAAACAAUAGAGAAAUAUAAUAAGGCUGUAAAGGAACUCGAGAGCAAUGAAGAGGGGCCACUUGCUAAAGAAGAAACAUCUGUCACAACGUGGACUGAAGAUCCAUUGUUGUCUGUCAUGCAUGAUACGUCCAUGUUCACACAUGGAGGGCCUUCAGCUGGUUGAACAAAAGCAGAAGGCAGGAUGCACCAGCUUGUAUGUAAAUAUUGGCUCUUUUAGAGCUCUGAUAUAGCUUGCUUAUUAUGUUUGACCUAACUUGUCUGAGCAGGUGCUUCCUGUAGGAUGUUUUUAAUGUGAAACAUUAUCUGAACCAGUAUAGGAGAGCUAAUUUGGGGCUUACAAUGUUUGUGAUUUGUAGGGUUGUGUCAGUGCAAAGGUCUAUAUUUUUGUAUGUCAUGCCUUAUACCUGCUGGCAUGAAAAAUAGUUCUUGAAAUUCCUAAUCCUAGCCACAGAGCAUGCAGGCCAAAUCAGUUGUUAAUGUUGGUUGCAUUACUGACAUUCCAAUGCUGCUGAUGACACUGUUUUGAAAUAAUUUGUCUUGAAAGAUUGCUCAGGUUCAAGACCUACUCUUUUUAAAAAGCAUCUUAGCAGCAAUUUCACAUUAAACUUUAUUUUUUUAAUACUGUCAGAAUUCCUUAAUUCAGGCUGCAAAUCAGGCAGUUUAAUUUAGGUUUAAACCGUUAAUUGGUUUGAUGUCCUCUAUCUUCCAUUAGAUCAAAAGACAACAGCUAAAUUAGGAAGAAAAACAAUAGAUCUUCGAUCAAAAUUGCACGCUUCUUUUACCGAAUGCUUGUAUUAGAGUAAUAUUUAUUUUAUUCUAUUUUCAAAAGAGUGGACCCUUUCCAAAUUAUGAAUGGCAUAAAUUAUUGGAUUAAAGACAUGGUCUGCACUGUUCCAAGGCUGUCUUUGAUUGAAGUUAUCUGUCUAAACCUUUUUGUGUUGUCUGAGCCCUUAUGGUCUGAAUCCUUCAGUUUCAGAAAAAAUGUAAAAAAAGUGCCUUAAAAUACAUUCCACAUCUCCCUUGUGUUACCUCGCCAUACACUGCAUGGAUGUCACGGUACCUUUAAUAUGCUUGCACCUACGUACUUCUUAGUCCUUAAACUUCAUCAGCAUACUGUAAGGGGGUUCUUAAUUCUUUGACAUGGGUUUUCUGGCCUGUGCUCAGUAUGAAGUAAAACUGGCCAAUUGACCAGUUUUCCGCUUGCUUAUGUCUAAAAGGUUUGUGUCUGUUUUCCAGAUGCUUUAAGUAUCCGUUACAAAAUCUGGACUUUCUGCGUUAGUCCAGUGCGGCGCAGGUAAUAAGGCAUCCAUGAUAGUCAUCCUUCUCAUUCUAAGCACAACCAAAGAAACCCUUUUAAACACUUACUGUGGCUUUUGUUUUUCUAAAACACAGAAAUGUGUAACAGUAAAUUUGAAAUGGGUUUUGUUACCAACGGUUGCCUUUUUGCCAAUUCUCUUUUACAUCCUGUAAAUGUAAAGCGCUUUGCUGCUAAGUGUUUACAUGGCUUUCUGCUGGGAUGCAGAUGAGCAUGGCUGCUCUUGCUUUGAAUGCAUACCGGAGGCACUGAUGAUGCUUUGCUUUGCAAUGCUUUGGCAGUCAGCUUGGGAAGAAUUGUGUGAUUACAAUAAAGGGACCCAUUCGGGACCUAGAGCGUUCAUGCUCCUCAAUAGAUUGCACUUGUGAGUUUUAAGAAGGUACAAAAGUUUUAUGAAGUUAAAUUAAGGUGUCAGGUGUUGUGGUGUUCCAGUCUAUAUAGUGCAUCACAUCCUGUGACCAUAACACUAAUAUUUUUGUAAGGGGAAUGUUUAAAUAACUUUAUUCAGAAAUGAAAUAUAACUUUUUUUAAAAACAAAGUGGUAGCAGUGAUUAUUUUAUUCGGAUGAAUCAGAUUUCAAGCACAAGUGUUUUAGGAAUCUUUAUUUUUUAUUGGUUUAGAAAAUGGUGUUCAACGAUCCAGACUAUGUGAAUUUAUUUUGUUGUCCAUCUAAUGUAAUGUGACUUUUUUCAUUCCACGCAUAUCAAUGUGUAAAGUGCUGGGAAGGAUUAAAAAAAAUAAUAAUAAAAUAACAUAACAUUGGAAUAAA